This is a messenger RNA of Naegleria gruberi, 725 nucleotides long. RefSeq lists its product as uncharacterized. Lineage: Eukaryota; Heterolobosea; Eutetramitea; Acrasida; Naegleriidae. The coding region runs from base 3 to 725 and encodes 240 amino acids. The record is from RefSeq and is a predicted model, not a curated record. The transcript is spliced from 2 exons.
AUAUGAAUCCACAAGGAGGAGGAGGUGAUCCUUUAAAAGAAUUAUUUAAUUGGGCUGUUGCCAAUUCAUCUUCCGAAGAGUUGAGAAGACAAGCAGCAGAUUCAACAGGAAAUCCACAAGAAUUAACACCAGAAAAAAGGGAAAUUUUGGAAUAUAUUGCUUCUCAAAUGAAAGGAAGUGAUCCAUAUACUGUCAUUAAAAAGGCAUUGGCUGUUAUUAGAGAUGAAUCUUCAUCAGUUGAUGAUACUCUAGAUGCUAUGGAUCAAAUUGAUGAAAUUGUUGGAAAAAUUGACUUUGCUACUGAUUUCCACAAAAUGAAAGGAACUGAAUAUAUCUUUGACCAUUUCCUUUCUUCGGAGAGUCAAGAUGAAAGAGCUGAUGAAAUUGAAAUUAAGUUGGCUUCUCUUCAAAUACUUUGCACCUGCCUUCAUAAUAAUCCAGCCAUUCAAACUGAUGACCUCUAUCAAGUUAAAUUCUUUAAUUAUUUGGCAGAUAUUUUGGAUAAUCCAAGUUCUAAAGGAAAGGCAAUUUUAAAGAAAGUUGGUUCUUCUCUAGCUGCACUCAGUUCUAAUCAACCAAACACGUUGAAACAAUUCAAUGAUAGACAUAUUAUAGGAAAGAUUACAAAAAUAAUGCAUACCGAGCAAGAUGAACAAGUAUUAAGCAAAUUUAUGUUUUCACUUUUAAACGUUGGAUUUGAUGGAAAAGACAGCUCUAUUCCUUAA